This is a messenger RNA of Onychostoma macrolepis, 2722 nucleotides long. It is a transcript of the gene cd164l2, whose product is annotated as CD164 sialomucin-like 2. Gene Ontology annotation, cellular component: cytoplasmic vesicle. The transcript is spliced from 7 exons. The record is from RefSeq and is a predicted model, not a curated record. Bases 1689 to 2147 code for a protein of 152 amino acids. NCBI's taxonomy places the organism in Eukaryota, Metazoa, Chordata, Actinopteri, Cypriniformes, Cyprinidae.
UUCCUGCUGGUGCCUUUUUAGUGUUUAUUUUAUCCAUCCCUGCUAGUCUGUACAAAUCCAUUGUGUGUUAUACAAUAAUGCAUUAUUGGCCUGAUGCACUUCAUGUGUCCCCACCAAUUCAUUUCUGAGGUUCAGUAUGCUUGCUUCUGUGAGCUUAUGCCAAUGAGAGAAUCAUUUGAAAAGGAUGUUUAGAAAUAAGAGCACAGACACUGUUUAUCAUUCCACCGUUGUAUCUCCUUGAGCUCCUUUUUGGCGGGAAGUCUGUGUGCGCGUGUGGUGGGGGGUGUACUGCGGAAUUUCUCGCCGUUACCUAAUAUCUGCAGAGCGCAUGCGCGGCUUUAUCUCUCUGCACCUAGUUCUCCCUAGAGGAGGACGCCCACUCUCUCUCUAUUCACAUGGCUUGGCACUACCUAUUGAUCUGUCUGUGUGUCGUGAGACAUUACAAAACAGUUUAAGGAGUGAUGGUGUGGGUUAGGGAGAUUCUCGGUGGGUUUUAAUUGAACGAUGGGUAGGCACUGAAUUUAUUGCAAAAACAAAAGCUGACCUGAUUUGCAUUGAUCCCCAGAUGUAGCAAUGAUAGUGGUGACUGCUUCUUCCUACACAAGCAUGCAUUCCCGCACCUACAUAUAUAUCAUCGCCUCCUCUGCUAAAGUUUAUUAUGCUGUGACUUUUAAUUACAAUUAAAAACUGAGCAUCCAGGAGCAUGGCGAGGACGCAGAGGAAUUGAGGGAUAUAGAGAAAAGAGAACUUGUUAUGUAACUAUGCCAAACAGGGCCAGGCUCUCUUGCUCUUGUUGUUUUUCCUGGCUAAAAUAUAUUUCAAAUGUACAAUAAUUAUGUUGUACAAAGCACAAAUUUUGUUUAAACCUUCAAAUGCCAAAAUAUAUUACAAAAUGUACUUGAGGGGGACAGGAAAAUGUAUUUCAAAUUUCAAAAUGCAUUUUGGGUAAAAACAAAAUGUAUUUUAUUCAUUUAUGUUGGACUGUGUAAAUGCAGUUAUAUUUCAUAUGAAAAUAUGUAAUAAAUCACUUAUAAAAUGGCUAGAAAUAAAUGAGGAAAUAUACGUAACCUGAAAAUAUAUUUAUGCAAACAUAUUUUAAAAUCUACAUUAGCAAUAUAACAAUUUUACAUCUAUUUUAAAAUAUAUUUAAAAAUGUAAUUAUAUAUAAAAUAUAUAACUACAUGGCAUCCACACAGCCUUUUAGUCUUUUACACUACAAUGCUUUCUCUAAAAACCUUUUCUGGGCCACCGGAGAGACAGACAAACAGAAAGAUGGUCAAAAGAACCAGUAUGGACAUGCUUUUGAUUGUUUAUAAUGGUCUGGUAUGACGCAGGAGACCUGCAUCUUUUGGGAACGAGAUAUGACAAAUUUCUGCAGCCUGCUUGUGAAAAGGCAGAAUGUCUUCAGUGGUGUGGAUAUCAAGACAUGCUCAUUUGCCAUUUGGUUGCCAUGUUACCUGUCUCACAUUACACACCUUCCAGUCUCGCUGAAUCAGAGGGCAUGACGUCAACACACACACACACACACACCACAUGCUCCUCACAGUACACGACGACCUUUCGUCUGGAGGACACAGACAUUUUGGACUGGAUGUUUGCUUGACAGGCACAUUUAUGACUCCUACUCUUUUAAGUUUUUAGUUUUACGCUUUCUGAGCUGAGGAGGGAUUACUGACGAUUUUUUGAGGAUGAGGUGUGUGUGGGCCGCACUCUGUGGGAUUGUACUGCUAACGCAGGUUAUUAUAACCAAUUCACAAACCUCAGAUUCACUCACUGGGGACUGUUCUCAGUUUGACUCGUGUAAUGGCUGCAUCAGCGGAGACCCGGCCCUCAACCUGACACGAUGUGUGUGGCAAAGUUGUAAUGACGGAAAUGACACAAGAUGCAUGUCUGACACUGAAGACUUUGGGGGAUGCUCUGUCUACAAUGAGACCGGCAUGUGCAAAGCAGAUGGUGGGUCCACUGAUGGUGGUGGCAAAGAUACAACCUCUGGGUCAGGCCCUGAUUUCUCUCAAGCAUCAUUUGACCUGUCCAGCUUCAUUGGAGGAAUCAUCUUAGUGCUGGUGUUGCAGGCUGGGGCUUUUUUUGCAAUGCGGUUCCUCAAAACGAAAGACAGCUCUUAUGAAACUAUUGAUCAACCUCAGUGAGAAAAUGAGUCAUGAAUGGGAGAGAAAAUCAUGGAACAAAACAUAAAGAAAAGCAGAUACUCAAAGAAAUGGAUGUUGCAUUGGGGAGAAGUCUAUAGACACUGUUUUCUCGUUUUGCUUGUCCUAAAGCUUCAUUAGCCUGUUAAUUGCUUUGGUUAAAUCACCAUUUCUUGAAUGACAAAAACUAUUUUUGUGUGUACAGAAGAGAGAAAUGUGAACAGAGAAUUAUAUAGACAUGUGGUAUGACAAAUAUACUAAUUAUUCACAUUUGAGUUUGGGCAUGUGAUUAUCUCUUGUGGAGUGAGUUCAUAUCUGUUUAGGGUGAUUUAUAUCUCUGGUUUGGCUCUGUUUCUGUUUGUUACUUUGAUUUGGAAGAUUGUUGAACUAUUUUAUUUACUUUUUUGAAUAAUUGCAUGCCCUUUUAUCUGCUUUUUAUUAAAUGCUAUGUUUUGUAGGUAGUUACCUCCUGGACUCAUGUAGCAUUGAGAUUGAAUGAAAAAUGAAGCAAUAAAGUAAUUAAACUCUGAAUGUUAUGCAGUGUUAACCCUGUAGGUGUCAGUAGAACGAAAUUUUUA